AAUUACCAAACCAGCAACGAUACAUCUAUCAUCUGCCCAUUCGGUAGAUCUCACUCUCUAUAUCCAUAUAUUUUGUGUUGAGCCUGCAUAGUAUGCAUUGCAUUUCAUUUCUGUUGCACAACAAUUCAAUUUCAUAUUCCUUCUAUUCAUUACGUUAGAACCGCUGCAAUUCAAAGUUCGAAAUCCAAAACAAGACUACCUCACCGAGUAGAAGUACUGCACAAUACAACCCAUAGACCGAUUCACAAAAUUACACGAUAAUAUACCAUAGGACAACACAACAUGAUUUCCGUCACUUCAUCCAGAACACUUUUGGCUUCUGUUUCGUGCCUCCGCCACACCGCCAGCAGACGUUGCGUUUCCACCCAGGGACAGGAAGCCGUGGGACGAUUGAAGGAUGUCCUGGAGCAGUACCGCGCCCAGAAGUACGUAUGGUCUGAUACUUUGCACCACGUUGUGUUGUGCUUUCUUUCUUUCUUCUGCGAUACGAUUGUACUAACCUAUGUUCCGCUUUGUUUCGCUUCAACGAAUCUCUUAUGCAUCUUAUCCCAUCUUAUCCACUCCCAGCUAUCAGCAAGAGGUUCCGUCCCGCUUCAAGAAGGAGCUCGUCGUCCAGUGCAACCGGACCGCGGCGCUGCAAACGGUUUCGUCGAAUCACCACCCCGCCGUCGCGGGAAUCGAGACGCUCCUGCAAAACAUUGGCGUCUUUGGAAACCAGAUUACCCAUGACGACGUGGAGGCGAUUGUCUCGCACCUCGACGAGCGUUCCGCUGACAAGAUCCUUCAACGCGUCUUGUAGGCGUCGGGAAGAUGGCGUAUCAGUUCUGUUAACUGGGCACGCAAGCUCUGAGCACUGGAAGCUUUGCAAGUCAGAGCAAAUCAAGCCGCAGCGAAGGUCCGCUUCUAGCGCGUAUCGCCGUUUCGUGUGGCGGAACGACAACGUUUCUCAAGCACGUCGAUCCAACGACAGUGGCUGCAACGCCUACAUCGUAUCGCCCAAUACAACACAGUAUCCCAUCCCCACACCACGUGCACAUAUCGUACCAUUUUUACAACAUCCAUACAACUACAACUACUAAUAGAUACAUAUAAGAUUA
Molecule: messenger RNA, 1097 nt
Organism: Pseudo-nitzschia multistriata
Lineage: Eukaryota; Bacillariophyta; Bacillariophyceae; Bacillariales; Bacillariaceae
Source: the annotation of a GenBank genome assembly